This is a messenger RNA of Lynx canadensis (Canada lynx), 2602 nucleotides long. RefSeq names its product C-C motif chemokine ligand 22 (gene CCL22). The record is from RefSeq and is a predicted model, not a curated record. Gene Ontology annotation, cellular component: extracellular region. Gene Ontology annotation, molecular function: chemokine activity; CCR chemokine receptor binding. The transcript has 2 exons. Bases 668 to 955 code for a protein of 95 amino acids. Gene Ontology annotation, biological process: inflammatory response; positive regulation of ERK1 and ERK2 cascade; neutrophil chemotaxis. NCBI's taxonomy places the organism in Eukaryota, Metazoa, Chordata, Mammalia, Carnivora, Felidae.
ACGAGCACUGGGCUGGGAGACGGGCAGCCGUCUUUGGGUUUCCUGAGGGCUUUUCCUGCAUCGAAGGCCCCAUAACUUGGUGCCAUUAUCACCCCUUCCACCAGAGGAGGAAACUGGGCCUCGGAGACAUUAAAUGACUUGCCCAGGAAGGCCUGGUGACUCAGGGCAGAGCAGGCCCCGUACCCAGGUCUGCAUGACUGGACUCUGCCCGAGUCCUUAUCCUGACUCUCCAGAGUCCCGCUGUGUGACUCUGGGCAAAUCGUCUCCCUCUCUGGAUCUCAGCCUCCCCACGUGCACCGUGAAGGUCACGGGAGGCUUGAGCCGCAGCAGACUUCUUGGAUUGCCCGGGGACUCGUCAAGACGCGCGUGGGACUCAGCAGGGCCGGGGCUGGGCGCCGAGCAUUUCUGACAAGCUCCAGGUGACACUGAUAGCGCUGGCCCACGGACCUCGCCUGCAGUAGCCGGGGCUUCGUCCUGUGCAGAGUCUCUGGGUCCCGCCUAGAGGCCCCGGGCAUCGUUGAAUCUCAGUGGUUGUGAAUCCCCCUGCCUCCACCUGACCGACCCGGAUCGGAGACACUGGGCCCUCAGUGUCCCUCGGAGACCCUGAGAAUGAGGACUCCGGGGACUCGGAGUCCUCUGGGCACCGGCCUGCCACACGGGAACAGAAAUGCCGGCUCAGAGGCUGGGGCUGAGAGCCACCCGUCUGUGCCCCGCCCGUGAGUCUUCUGCACGUCUCCCUCCUCCAGGCCCCUACGGCGCCAACGUGGAAGACAGCGUCUGCUGCCGAGACUACUUCCGCCACCCCCUGCCUUCUCGCAUGCUGAAGUAUUUCUACUGGACUUCAGACUCCUGCCGGAGGCCCGGUGUGGUCUUCCUUACGGUCAGGGACCGGGAGAUCUGUGCUGACCCCAGGCUGCCCUGGGUGAAGAAGAUUCUGCAGAAGAUGAACCCAUGAGAAAGGGCCCUGCCCUGAUGACCGUGGCCUUGGCUCCUCCAGGAAGGCUCACAGAGCCCCACCUCUCGGCGGUUACAGCCGCCCCUCAACACAAGCCUGUGCCGAUGGAUCUCUCCGCAAUCUCUUAUCUCUGUGCCUGUAGCUGUCACCCUCAGAGGAGCCUCCACACUGUCACUCAUCUCCCCUCUUGUCCCUCUAACCCAUUCUCUGCCCCACCGCAGCCAGAGGGGCCGCAAUCCUGGUCAGUUACUCUCCUGCUCAAAACUCUUCCAUGGCUCCCCAUUGCCCCAAGCUGAGGUGAGAGCUCCCGAGCCUGGCACCCCUGUCCCCAGCCCUGCCUCAUUUCCCUUCACACAUGUUGGACUCCAGCUCCCUGUUCUCCAAAUCCGUGCCAUACAUGUCCACUUCCAAGUCUUUUUCCAGGCUGCACCUGACGCCCAGGAUGCCUCCCCACCACCUGUGUGUGUCCACCCCUACCAGCCCUCCGAGGCACUGCUCAACCCAAGCAGCCAGCAAUUGAGUUUUAUUUUUCAGAUGUCCCCUGGCCCUCUGUCCCCUCUUAACAGCCUUGAUCACAGUCUACCCAGAAUUCUCAGGACUUGGGGAAUUUGUCCUAUCGCCCCACUGGCUGGAUCAAGGUCCCACACCUGUUACUUUGUCCAUUGGCCUUCAACGCAGAGCACAGGGCCUGGCUCAGAAUCAGGGCUCAAUGAAUGGCUACAGACUGAAUCAAUAAAAAUAAUGUUCCUCUGCCAUGGCCCAUCCCCCAAAGGCCCUCACACAUCAAUACAGAGACUCAAGUUCAUCUAGAAAGCAGCCAGUUGAGUCAAUUGUGAAACCUCAAAUUUACCCAGAUUCACCUCUCUUCCCCAUUUUACCUCUGUGUUGGGCUUUUUGACUCUUUCUUGUUUCCCUCUUGCUCCUCUAACCUCUGACACCCAGGCUUGACCUCUUCAGAGUUCCCCACUUUCCCUUUCUCCUUCCCCAAAUAACUGAUAACCAACUUUAUGCUACGGUGUGAAUGACUACCCUUGGCUUGAUAUUGCAAGCUCUAAAUAUAUUUCUAUAAGAAAAGAGGGCAAAUGCUUAAGAGGCCAAAGGGUUGAAUGGAAAAGUUUUAGGUACUGUUUGGGAGGGGGACGAGGUGGAACUUUCCUGGCCCUGGGAGUGUGUAGGAUAUAGUUAAGGGAAAGAGCCUUGGGUGGAGAUUGUUCUCAGCUGGGAGGGGCCAGGAUAAGGCCUGGGACUUGGGGCUUUUCUGCACUUCCUUGGGGACAAUAGAUUCCCCAGGUCAAGGAAAUAAACUUUACACGUGCUCGUUUCUCUCCAAGGGAGCGUGGUGCAGUUUAGCAGGGUGGUUGAUGCUGUGUGAAUCUGAGGAGACCACUGACCCUCUCUGAGCCUCGCUUGAGAAUGAGAAGACCCAUAUUAUGGGGUUGCUGUGGGGUUCAGGUCCAAGACAUGGGGAGCAAAACUCAGUGUCUUCCAGGGCCCAGAGCCCACGGUCAUCUGCCCACCGUGAACACUGAAAGUGUUAACCUACCCACUGCCCGCGCAUAGGGCCCUCAAGCGUCCUGGGAUUGCUCUCCCCUCCUGUCCUGCCCCGGUCCCUCGGGCCUUCUGAAAAAUAAACCCUCUACCACAGUG